CUUCCAUCCAAAGGAAAUACCACAGCACAUCUACCAAACAAAUAAUGGCCACAGAACGAGUAAAGAGCGUCCUCGGACAUCUCCUUCCAGGCCAGAAGCCUUUGGACCAUAUCACGCAAAAGAACCCAGACGACAUUGUCAUCACUCUCGCGAUACGAACGCCUCUCGCAAAAGGCAAGAAGGGAGGUCUGAAGGACACUCCUCUCGAUGGCAUUGUUUUCAAGCUCCUCGAGCAAGUCCGACACAAGAGCCGAUUGGACCCACAAUUGGUUGAAGAUAUCUGCUUAGGAAAUGUCUCCGAUGCAAAAGCUGCCUACUACUGCCGUGCUGCCCUCCUCGCAGCAGGCUACCCAAACACCACCGCCGGCUCUUCAGUGAACCGCUUCUGCUCCUCAGGCCUCAAAGCCGUCCAAGAUAUCGCCAACCAGAUCAUCACCGGCAGCAUCGAAGUCGGCAUCGCAAUCGGAGCAGAAUCGAUGACCGCAGGCGGCGACCGCCUGACGCGCCCAUUCGUCGACGACAUCCUCAACGCCAACCAAGAAGCCCGCGACUGCUUGCAGCCCAUGGGCCAGACUUCUGAGAACGUGGGAAAAGAUUUCAACAUCAGUCGUGAAAUGCAGGACAGAUAUGCUGCCGAGUCAUACCGACGUGCUGAGGUCGCUCAGAAGGCAGGCUGGUUCGAUGAUGAGAUCGCUCCCAUCAAGGUCCAGCUCGAUGGCAAACAGGUCACGCUCACUCGCGACGAAGGUCCAAGAUACGGAACUACUUUCGAAUCUCUUUCGAAGAUUCGUCCAGCGUUCCCAGACUAUGGUGACAGGUCGACUGGUGGCAACAGUUCGCAAGUGACCGACGGUGCCGCCGCUGUCCUGUUGAUGAAGCGGUCCAAGGCUCUCGAGCUGGGCCAGCCAAUUAUGGCCAAAUAUGUUGGCGCAACGGUCGCGGGUCUUGCACCACGUAUCAUGGGCAUUGGCCCAUCGAUCGCCGUGCCAAAGCUCCUUACUAAGUACGGUCUGACCGUUGACGACAUUGAUAUUUUCGAGCUCAAUGAGGCUUUCGCUUCCAUGGCGGUAUAUUGUCGCGACACACUCAAGCUUGACUGGCAAAAGAUGAAUCCGAGAGGUGGCGCUAUCGCUCUCGGUCACCCGUUGGGAUGCACGGGUGCAAGACAAAUUGUGACCGGUCUGAGUGAAUGCAGAAGACAGCAGAAGAAGAUUCUGCUUACGACCAUGUGCAUUGGUACUGGCCAGGGUAUGGCAGGUUUGUUCGUGAAUGAGCAAAAUGUAUAGAGACAGACGAUCUUCUGUAACGAUGCAUUUACGUAUAUGUACAUAUCUUGUCGCAGUUCCAUUCGGCGAAAAAAAAAACACGGGCGUCUACUCAAG
This is a messenger RNA of Pseudocercospora fijiensis CIRAD86, 1382 nucleotides long. RefSeq lists its product as uncharacterized. Gene Ontology annotation, cellular component: peroxisome. The record is from RefSeq and is a predicted model, not a curated record. Gene Ontology annotation, molecular function: acetyl-CoA C-acyltransferase activity. The transcript has 3 exons. Gene Ontology annotation, biological process: fatty acid beta-oxidation; phenylacetate catabolic process. Bases 45 to 1286 code for a protein of 413 amino acids. NCBI's taxonomy places the organism in Eukaryota, Fungi, Ascomycota, Dothideomycetes, Mycosphaerellales, Mycosphaerellaceae.